AUGGACAAGUCAUACGAUGACUUGCUGGCGAUUUCAACAUUAGUGCUGUCACUUAGUCAAAAUUUGAAUGACUCAGAAGAAUAUAUAACGCAACUACAAACUUUAUCAAAAGACUUAGUAUCAAAAGACCAAUACGAACAACUAUCAAAAGAAUCUGGUGAUGAUUUAAUUAAGUCCAAUAGUGUUGCUAAUGGAGAUGAUGAAAUGGCAAUUAUACGUAAAUUGGAAGAGGAAAGAUUAUCUUUGAUUAUGGAUAUACAACGAGAGGAUUUUAUUUCAUCCAAGUUGAUUGAAUUGAUUGAUCAAAACCACGAAAUAAUUGAAUCAGUUAAGGAAUACCUAGAGGCUAGAGAAUCAAUAAAAGAAGAGAAAGCGGCUUCCUUCAAGAGGCAACUAGAAAUUCUUGUAAGUGAUGUUGUACUACCUAUUUCGGCCCAGCUAGAUGCAAACAUGACCGAAUUGCUGGCGAGAAUGAAGACAGUUGCUCGGAAGCUUGUCAGAAUACAACUCAGAGCCAAAGAAAAUCCCAGUUUAUUGAUGUCAGAAAAUUAUUUAAAGGAAUUUAAUGAGUUAGUCCAAUGCUUUUAUUCGCUAUGUAAAGAAUACAAAACUACUUAG
Molecule: messenger RNA, 618 nt
Organism: Candida dubliniensis CD36
Lineage: Eukaryota; Fungi; Ascomycota; Pichiomycetes; Serinales; Debaryomycetaceae
Exons: 1
Coding region: 1-618 (205 amino acids)
Source: RefSeq, a predicted model, not a curated record